Molecule: messenger RNA, 692 nt
Organism: Vespula vulgaris
Lineage: Eukaryota; Metazoa; Arthropoda; Insecta; Hymenoptera; Vespidae
Product: ninjurin-A-like
Exons: 2
Coding region: 1-516 (171 amino acids)
Biological process (GO): tissue regeneration; cell adhesion
Cellular component (GO): membrane
Source: RefSeq, a predicted model, not a curated record
AUGGAAGAACCUCGCCUGAAUAAUGAUAAAGUGGAAUUAAAUAAUAAAGGAUUACACGAUAAUGCGAACGAUGUUGAAAAAAUUGUUACAUCAAAGGAUAUUGUUGUAUCUGUUGAUACGACGGACAAAAGAUCGCAAGCUUACAACACACGAGCUGUUAAUACUUUUGCAGCGAAGAAAACUGUAGCCCAGGGUAUGAUGGACGUAGCGUUGAUUACAGCUAAUGCUAAUCAGUUAAGGUACCUUAUUGAAUAUCAACGAAAUAGUCCUACCUUUUACGUUAUUCUGAUUCUCAUUGUCAUCAGUCUUUUGCUACAGAUCGCCGUUGGUGUAAGUUUAAUUUUUAAAGGCAGAUUCGAUAUGAAAGGACAAUCAAAAUCACUUAAUGCACGAAAAAUUAAUAAUUAUGUUGUCGUUGGUGUGUUUCUUAUAACUAUUAUUAACGUUUUUGUCGCUGCAUUUAGUAUAACUACACCGGCUACCAUGGAUGUAUCAUCUACGUCUAUGGCUACGUAGAUAUUACUCAUGCAAAACAUAUAAUGUUCAUUUUCAACAUUACAGAUUAUCCCAUAAUAAUUUUAUUAAUUUAUACCCUGUUUGUUUGUAACAAUACUUUGCAAAUAAUAUGAAUGCACUAGAAACAGUAUUUACAUAUUUUUUGAUAUCGCUCGAGUCUCGUAUUUAUAACUAUC